Molecule: messenger RNA, 417 nt
Organism: Meloidogyne enterolobii
Lineage: Eukaryota; Metazoa; Nematoda; Chromadorea; Rhabditida; Meloidogynidae
Source: the annotation of a GenBank genome assembly
AUGGACGAAGACCUACAACUCUCAGAGAAAAUACCAGCUAAUUUUAAUAUUUACAGAAACACAAUUUAUGGUCGAAAUUUUCUUAAAGAUUGGGCCAAUUAUUUUUACAAAUUACCAAAAAGCUUUCAUGGAACGGACAAUGGAGCUAUACAUGGAUUUUUUAUGGAAAAAUUUUCUUCACAAGAACACAGAAAUAAAUGUCAACAUCUGUGGGAAAUAUCUAAAAAUUUUGGAGAUCUAAACACAUUCACAGUUUGUGUUCGUCAUUUUCUUGAAAAACAAAUGGUAAAUCGAACAUUUGAUGAAGGAAAAGUUAAAGUUUUCCCUAAAGCUGCAGGAUGGGCAAGGGAUGGCGGACAUACUGGGACAAAAUUUUCAACAAAAGAUUUUAUUUUUCAUGGAUGGAAAGCCUCGUAA